GUAUCGUCCCCGGCCUCUGAUUGGUCCGCGGAGCGAGGGCGUGGCCUCCGGAGCCCCGUUCCGCGAACCAGAGCCCGCUCGCCGCAUUGCGAGCCGGACCGGGAGCGGGCAUCAUGGUGCUGCUGCACGUGCUCUUCGAGCAUGCGGUCGGUUACGCGCUGCUGGCGCUGAAGGAAGUGGAGGAGAUCAGCCUUCUACUGCCGCAGGUAGAGGAGAGCGUGCUCAACCUGGGCAAGUUCCACAACAUUGUUCGUCUCGUGGCAUUUUAUCCCUUUGCCUCGUCCCAGGUUGCCUUGGAAAAUGCCAACGCUGUGUCUGAAGGUGUUGUUCAUGAGGACCUCCGCCUGCUCUUGGAGACUCACCUGCCAUCCAAAAAGAAGAAAGUACUCUUGGGAGUUGGGGACCCCAAGAUUGGUGCUGCUAUACAAGAGGAGUUAGGGUACAAUUGCCAGACUGGAGGCGUGAUAGCUGAGAUCCUCCGAGGAGUUCGUCUGCACUUCCACAACCUGGUUAAGGGUCUGACUGAUCUGUCUGCUUGUAAAGCCCAACUUGGGCUGGGACACAGCUAUUCUCGUGCCAAAGUUAAGUUUAAUGUGAACCGGGUAGACAAUAUGAUUAUCCAGUCCAUUAGCCUCCUGGACCAGCUGGAUAAGGACAUCAAUACUUUCUCCAUGCGUGUCAGGGAGUGGUAUGGGUAUCACUUUCCGGAACUGGUGAAGAUCAUCAAUGACAAUGCGACAUACUGCCGCCUUGCUCAGUUCAUUGGAAACCGGAGGGAGCUGAAUGAAGAAAAGCUGGAGGAGCUGGAAGAGCUGACAAUGGAUGGUGCCAAGGCUAAGGCUAUUCUGGAUGCGUCAAGGUCCUCCAUGGGCAUGGAUAUAUCAGCCAUCGAUUUGAUAAACAUCGAGAGUUUCUCCAGUCGUGUGGUAUCAUUGUCAGAGUACCGCCAGAGUCUACACACUUACCUGCGGUCCAAGAUGAGCCAAGUAGCCCCCAGCCUGUCAGCCCUAAUUGGGGAAGCGGUAGGUGCACGUCUGAUUGCUCAUGCUGGCAGCCUCACCAACCUGGCCAAGUACCCAGCGUCCACAGUGCAGAUCCUUGGGGCUGAAAAAGCACUGUUCAGAGCCCUGAAGACAAGGGGUAACACCCCAAAAUAUGGACUUAUUUUCCACUCCACCUUCAUUGGCCGAGCAGCUGCCAAGAACAAAGGCCGCAUCUCCCGAUACCUGGCAAACAAAUGCAGUAUUGCCUCCCGAAUUGAUUGCUUCUCUGAGGUUCCCACAAGUGUUUUUGGGGAGAAGCUUCGAGAACAAGUUGAGGAGCGGCUAUCCUUUUAUGAGACUGGAGAGAUUCCACGAAAGAAUUUGGACGUUAUGAAGGAGGCAAUGGUUCAGGCAGAGGAAGUGGCUGCUGACAUAACUAGGAAACUGGAGAAACAGGAGAAGAAACGGUUGAAGAAAGAAAAGAAACGGCUGGCUGCAAUUGCCCUUGCAUCUCCGGAAAACAGCAGUAGCACUCCAGAGGAGUGUGAGGAGACAAGUGAAAGACCAAAAAAGAAGAAAAAGCAAAAGCCCCAGGAGGCUCCCCAGGAGAAUGGAAUGGAAGAGGACCCAUCUGUCUGUCUCUCCAAACCCAAGAAAAAGAAAUCUCUUUCCAAGGAGGAGCUGGUUAGUUGUGAUCUUGAAGAGACAGCUGGCAAUGGAAUUCUUCCCAAGAGGAAGAAAUCUCUCCCCAAAGAACCAGGUACUGACCCUGAAGAGGCAGGAAAUAAGAAUGUCCCCAAGAAAAAGAGGAAGUUCUCUUCUAAGGAAGAGGCACUCAGCAGUGGACCUGAAGAGGCCACUGGCAGCAAGAGCAUCUCAAAGAAAAAGAAAAAGUUGCAAAAAUGAUCCCAGGAAGCUUAGGCUGGACAUUUCCCUGGCUGGGCAUAGCCCAUGGUGACAUUUCCACCCCACCUCACCCCCUAUAUUACAAUAAAAACAAGUUCACAAGA
Molecule: messenger RNA, 1993 nt
Organism: Manis pentadactyla (Chinese pangolin)
Lineage: Eukaryota; Metazoa; Chordata; Mammalia; Pholidota; Manidae
Gene: NOP56
Product: NOP56 ribonucleoprotein
Exons: 12
Coding region: 114-1889 (591 amino acids)
Cellular component (GO): small-subunit processome; box C/D methylation guide snoRNP complex
Molecular function (GO): snoRNA binding
Source: RefSeq, a predicted model, not a curated record